GCGGCAGCGGGAGCCGGAGCAGAGUCUGCUGCGGACAAGCCUCUGCCUGCCUGGGCGGCCGCGGCUGCCGCCCCGCUUCUCCUGUUGCCCGCACGACUGGGAGGCAGGAGCAGCCUCGAGGGGUCGGUCCCGAUGCUGCGCCUUCCCGGUGCCGGCAGCAACUUUGCCGCUCCGGCCGCGCUCGCUGCUCCCUGCCGCCGUUCGAGCGUUCGGAGGGUGCAGUGACCGAUCCCAGCAAGAGUUUUGCAAAGCUCUGAUACACCUUGAGCUGCUCGCAACAACCUGUGUUCUCCGAGGUGCUGGAGAGAAGGAAUUAUGUGUUCGCGACCGCCCGGCGAGGGGAGGUGUCUUUCUCAAGGGACCUUUCCUCACCCAUAGAGCUGCCGGCUGCCCGCGACGACGGGAGGACGCAAAUGGGCAGAACGAGGCCGGUGUGGCUGCUGGCGAGGAGGCAGCGGUCCCGGGAAAGGGCGGAGCGCCGGGGGGGGGUCCUCCCGGCGCUGCACUUGCUACAUUAACUCGGCGCGUCGGAGACGGCGACACAACUUUCUAGGUCCGCCCCGGGUGGCGGCGAGAAGAGCCUCUUCGCCGCUCCGCUCGCCGCGCUCCCAGCUCCGGCCGCUGCCCGCGGCGGACCCCGGCGGCAGCGGGAGCCGCGCUCCGGCGGCAGCAGAGUCGCGGUUUCUCCCGCUCCGGCCCCGGCGAGGAGGGCUGUCCCUGGGAGCCGGGCGGGCAUGUCUUCCACUUCCAGCCCCGCUGAGCGGGGCGCACGCCGCCUCUGAAGGGGAGCGUGUGAGCCCCGCCGCCUCCCGGCCAUGCGGCCCCUCCGCGCUCCCCUCGCCUUGCUCUGCCAGGUGCUGAGCGCCUGGGCUGCCUGCACCCUCGCCCCGGCUCCCGUCGCGGCCGCCGGGCCGCCGGCGCCCCCGCAGCGCGCCCGCUCGCAGCCAGCCCCNNNGCCGCCCGGCCCCCGCCGCCCCGCGGGGAGCGCCGGGCGGCGGCGGGCGCGGAGCAGCGAUCCCGGAGCCGGCGCGGCGGCGGGGAGGGGCGGGGCGGGCGGGCCCCGCUGGCUGCCCCUGAACGGUUCGGCAGGAGGCGAGGGCAGCGCCGGGGGCCGCGGGAACGCCACGGGGCGCCGCGCCCGCCUCCGCAACCCCUUCUACCCGCUGACCGAGGAGUCCUACGGCGCCUACGCCGUCAUGUGCCUCUCCAUAGUGAUCUUCGGCAUCGGCAUCAUGGGCAACAUGGCAGUGAUGUGCAUCGUCUGCCACAACUACUACAUGCGGAGCAUCUCCAACUCUCUGCUGGCCAACCUGGCCUUCUGGGACUUCCUCAUCGUCUUCUUCUGCCUGCCGCUGGUCAUCUUCCAGGAGCUCACCAAGAAGUGGCUCCUAGAAGACUUCUCCUGCAAAAUCGUCCCAUACAUCGAGGUGGCCUCUCUUGGAGUCACCACAUUCACACUGUGUGCCCUCUGCAUUGACCGUUUUCGUGCUGCCACCAAUGUGCAGAUGUAUUAUGAGAUGAUCGAAAACUGCACCUCGACAACGGCCAAGCUGGCUGUCAUCUGGAUAGGUGCCCUGCUGCUGGCACUGCCAGAGGUGGUUCUGCGCCAGCUGGCCAAGGAGGACCCCGAGUACAGUGGCAGCCCCCCGGGUGAACGCUGCGUGGUGAAGAUAUCCACCGCACUGCCCGACACCAUCUACGUGUUAGCUCUCACCUACGAUGGGGCACGACUCUGGUGGUACUUCGGCUGCUAUUUUUGUUUGCCUACCCUGUUCACUAUUACCUGCUCCCUGGUGACAGCGAGGAAAAUCAGGAGGGCUGAAAAGGCUUGCACAAGGGGGAACAAGCGACAAAUUCAGCUGGAAAGUCAGAUGAACUGCACAGUGGUGGCUCUGACCAUUUUGUAUGGGUUUUGCAUCAUUCCCGAAAACAUUUGCAACAUUGUGACUGCCUACAUGUCCACAGGGGUCUCUCGACAAACUAUGGACCUCCUCCAUCUCAUUAGCCAGUUCCUUUUGUUCUUUAAGUCCUGUGUUACCCCAGUUCUCCUCUUCUGCCUCUGUAAACCUUUCAGCCGGGCCUUUAUGGAGUGUUGCUGUUGCUGCUGUGAUGAAUGCAUCCAGAAGUCUUCCACAGUGACAAGUGAUGACAAUGACAAUGAGUACACCACGGAACUGGAGCUCUCUCCUUUCAGUACCAUCCGUCGCGAAAUGUCCACUUUUGCCUCCGUGGGGACUCACUGUUAAUUUACUUUAGGACUUUUUAUUUCCUGUAUCUUUUUCCUUUUUCUUUUUUGUUUUUUACUUUAUAUUUUUCUUCUUGAAACAAAAUGCAGGAAAAAAAUUACUGUUGAACACUACUCUCAAAACCAAUCUGUGUAUUAACAGUCAUGCUUUGGAAAAUAAUUUGUUUGGUUAUUAAAAGGAAAGAGAGACAAGGAGAGUCAGCACUCAGUUUUAAGUCAUGAUAUUUUGUAUGGUGCUAAGAUUUCAUUGCUUGGGGAGGACGGUCCAUAUCGAUCCACUUUUAUUUAAUUCUAUAGUAUUUUUUUUGAUAAUCACUGCAAAAUGAUUUGUAGACAUUGUGGGCUUUGCAAGAUGGUUCACGUAAAAGUUGUAGUGGAAAGUAUUUGAAGGUAGUUUUAAUCCAAUUACUGUACACUAUUGUGAGAGGACUUGGACUUCAGAAAAUUUAUAAGUAGCAUAAAAAUAAAUGAGGCUUUAUUCUUUAACUUCCUUGUCAAUCUGCAUUUAACAAAGACAUCUAUGAGUACUAUUAAAUUCCUUUAAUAAGUAAAAAAAAUCUUUGCAUAAAAUAAUAUAAAUGACCAUAUUUAAUUAAUAUUUGGAUACUUACCCUUGGAGGAUAUAAUUACAGUGUUCAAGGAAGAUGGUUAUAAUGGUAUUAGAUUUAUAUGAGUGGGUUUUUUUAAUGUUAUAUUAUGAAGGUCCAGUAUGCCUCACUGAAAAUUUUUUUAACCUGCAGGUAUACAAAUCUGAGUUAUUUUAUACUACUUACAAAGAAACAUUCAUUUUAUCAUUGCAUUUUGUCUUGUGUGGUUUCAAAAUCAAGUUUUUUUCCAGUUUGCUAUUGGUUUUACAUUGGAAUUUUGUCCUCAGUCUCUGUAUAUAUAGCUCCUACUAGCUUCAGUGAGUCUCAUUGCAGAGGAAGGCAUUUUUUGCCAGAGGUUUGCUGACAAUAAAUGUAAGGGACUGAAACA
This is a messenger RNA of Corapipo altera (White-ruffed manakin), 3220 nucleotides long. It is a transcript of the gene GPR37, whose product is annotated as G protein-coupled receptor 37. Gene Ontology annotation, molecular function: prosaposin receptor activity; G protein-coupled peptide receptor activity. Gene Ontology annotation, biological process: positive regulation of MAPK cascade; adenylate cyclase-inhibiting G protein-coupled receptor signaling pathway. The record is from RefSeq and is a predicted model, not a curated record. Gene Ontology annotation, cellular component: plasma membrane; signaling receptor complex. The transcript is spliced from 3 exons. Bases 816 to 2246 code for a protein of 476 amino acids. NCBI's taxonomy places the organism in Eukaryota, Metazoa, Chordata, Aves, Passeriformes, Pipridae.